ACAGGCGAGACAGCACAGAGUCCGCUCUGGGCUGGGUCUGACUGCCUCCUCAGCAGUCACGGCUAACGGACUACCCACGCUAGUCCCGCAUUCCUCGCACGCCCUUGCCCGGAUAUCGCUCCUGGGCUGCUUCGCCAUCUACGCCGUGACUCCAGCGUGUCAUCUCAUGUCAUUAAUGGAGCACCAUGGUUGAAAAAGAAGUGAAAAACGCACGUACGAACACGAGCGAGAGCGAGUGCAUGCGUAUGCGGCCCCGAGUUUGUAUUGAAUACCAGGCGAGUGACGUCACGACCGCGCAACUGCCGAGUGAGACAGUACCCCUCCGCGCGGAGCCUAGUUCCCGUCUGGUGUGUUGUUUUCGCUAACAUCGCGAUUGUCACUCUUUCUCUUCAUCAUUCUUACAUUCUAAGACAUUCUUAAGAUUCAAAUCCUUCCGUUUGUCCACUAGGUGUCUGCAAAAGAGCGAUUGCGCUAGUGUUUAUAAGAAUGUUUUGGAACCGCGCGGAGUAAUCACCGCAGCAAUAAAAGCUUCGUCGGUUCAGUCACACCGAUAGUACUACGCUGACCACGGAGGUGAACAUUACACUCCUCUCUCCUUACGGUCGAGCCAAGGCGUUGAUCCUCGCGUGUUAUUUAUCAGUGGAAAAAACUUUGAACACUCUCUCUGGAUUUACCUGUGUUUUACCAAGCCACCUAAGUGGGACACGAUGUUUAAGGUGUUUACAUCAGUGAAUAGUUACCUCAACCCAGGACCUGUUAUGGGAAUUCCACAAGAAAACUUCAAACAAGUAACCAUGCCAGUCCGAGAACACCUGCAUCAUCACAACCAUCACAACCACCACAACCAUCACAACCACCACAAUCACCACAACCACCACACACAACAGCCCUUCGACCGCCAGUACAGAGUCGGCCACAUCUUGGGCGAAGGCGGUUUUGGGCGUGUGUAUGCAGGCUUCAGAAAGAUGGACAACCUUCCUGUGGCCAUUAAACAGAUUGCGAAGUCAAAAGUGCCUGCCUGGGGCUGGAUAAACGGCGAGCGAGUUCCUCUCGAGAUCUGCCUCUUGAAGAGGGUCUCCCACGUCCCCGGCGUCAUCAGACUGAUCACGUGGUACGAGUUCUCCGACUGCUUCGUGAUCGUCAUGGAGCGACCCGAAGCCGUCAAGGAUCUCUUCGAUUACAUCACGGAUCGGAAGCGAGUGCCCGAGCCCGAGGCGCGGUACCUCUUCCGCCAGGUGGUCGACGUGGUGCGACAGUGCCACGCCGCCGGUGUCAUCCACAGGGACAUCAAGGACGAGAACCUCCUCAUCACCACCAACAGACAGGGCAGAAAGGUCAUCAAGCUCAUCGACUUCGGCUCGGGGGCGUUCCUCAAGGACAACAUCUACACUGACUUUGAUGGAACCCGAGUUUACUCUCCCCCCGAGUGGAUCAAGCAGAAGCAGUACCAGGCGGGACCUGCGACGGUGUGGUCGCUGGGCAUCUUGCUCUACGACCUCGUUUGUGGCGACAUUCCCUUUGCACAAGACGAGCAGAUCAUCUCGGCGAUACUGGACUUCCGCGUGAGUGUGUCCGACGAGUGCCAGGACCUGAUCCGCCAGUGCCUCAGCGUCCGGCCGGAGGACAGACCCACGUUAGAGCAGAUCCUGCAGCACCCCUGGAUGAAGGGCCCCCGCGACUCCGGCGCAGGCCUGGUGGGCUGCAUGGGCGGCUCCCUGGGACCCAUGGGCCUCAUCUCGGACUCCUUGCUCGACAGCGACGCCUCCUCCCUGGACAAGCACUCGACGGGCAGCGACGCCUCCCGCGAGUCGGAGUCGGAGUUUUGACGUCCGGGAGCAGGGUAGUCGCGCUAGCCGUCGUGUUAGGGCCGGACCCAGCCGCUUGUGAAACGUCCCCGCCCGGUGCGGAGGCGCUGGUCGCCACACCUCGCAGUGCCGCCUUCCCGCCGCCUAUGGAGCGGGGGGCGGCGCCCUCAGGCCCCCAGCCUGGUCGGUGCUACCCCAGUUAGGGACCCCAGUGCCCAGUGCACGCUAAUCUCACCAAAGCCUCGGCAGCGUCCGUCGCGAGGCCCUCGCCCGCGGCGGAGGUUGUGUCUCGUUUUCUCCAAGAGAAAUUGUACAUAAUGUAAUUUAAAUUUAUAUUUAUAGUAAGUUAUAUUGUAAAUAUUGUAAUAAAUCCGCUUUUAAUAAUAAUUUAUCUGUCAUGUUUUGACAGUGGAUGCCAUCAAUGCAACAGACUUUUGUAUUAAACAUGAAAUAUGGUUUAUACCGUGAGAUUCAUAUUUUUGUAUAAAAUGACAAAAUUCCUAUGAUGCAAAUAAAAUGCUGACAGUACUUCAA
This is a messenger RNA of Penaeus vannamei (Pacific white shrimp), 2339 nucleotides long. NCBI's taxonomy places the organism in Eukaryota, Metazoa, Arthropoda, Malacostraca, Decapoda, Penaeidae. The record is from RefSeq and is a predicted model, not a curated record.